CGUUAAUGCCUCGAAGAAACCGUUGAAGACAGAAACACACUAGCCACUGCGGAGCCCUGAUGCCGCGGGGAUUCCGCCUCUUUCUCCGAUAAAACAUGGAUUUCAACGUGAGGAAACUCGCUACAGAUGCUGGGAUAUUCUUCUCACGAGCUGUUCAGUUUACAGAGGAGAAACUGGGACAGGCUGAGAAGACCGAGCUGGACGCGCACUUUGAGAAUCUGCUGUCCAGAGCUGACUGCACCAAAAACUGGACCGAGAAGAUCUACAGACAGACCGAAGUCGUGCUUCAGCCGAACCCUGGUGCUCGCAUCGAAGAGUUCCUGUAUGAAAAGCUUGACCGGAAGGUUCCCCCGCGGCCCACUAAUGGAGAGAUCUUAGGACAGUUCAUGCUGGAGGCAGCGAAGGAGUUUGGAUCAGGAACCCCGUACGGAAGCACCCUGAUCAAAGUGGGCGACUGUCAGAGGAGACUGGGCGGCGCUGAGAGAGAGUUUCUGCAGACCUCAUCCAUUAGCUUCCUCAUACCCCUACGCAACUUUCUGGAGGGCGACUGGAGGACCAUUUCUAGAGAGCGGAAGCUCCUGGAGAAUCGGCGCUUGGAUCUCGACGCCUGUAAAGCGCGAGUCAAGAAGGCCAAAGCGGCGGAGACCAAAGCUGGUGCUGUUCCAGACUUUCAAGAGACAAGGCCACGUAAUUAUGUGCUGUCUGCCAGUGCAUCUGCGCUCUGGAACGAGGAGCUUGAUAAAGCGGAGCAUGAAUUGCGUGUUGCUCAGACAGAGUUUGACAGACAGGCUGAGGUCACCAGACUCCUCCUGGAGGGCAUCAGCAGCACACACGUGAAUCAUCUGCGCUGCCUGUGUGAGUUUGUGGAAGCGCAGGCGAUGUAUUACAGCCAGUGUCACAAGUACAUGCUGGAGCUGCAGAGAGAGCUGGGCAGAAAGUGCCCCGACUCUUUGGAUGUGAAUUGCCACCCCGCCAGUAGCCCCACGGACCCGUCUGCCUUCCUGCCGCUGAACUCUCCGUCUCCGCUGGAAACAGAUGCUCUGCAGAUUGAAGAAGUUCAGCCGCCAGCCAGCGGCACACGCAAGGCCAAAGUGCUGUAUGACUACGACGCUGCUGACUCCAGUGAGCUCUCGCUGCGGGCCGAUGAGCUCAUCACCGUGUACACAGUGCCUGGAAUGGACUCUGAUUGGCUGAUUGGAGAGCGAGGAAACCAGAAGGGGAAGGUGCCUGUUACAUAUCUGGAGCUGUUGAGCUAAAGAGGCGAGACACACACACACACACACGCACACACACACACAGAAUCAUGGACACUUAUGAGAUCAACCCAUGCAUACAUCUCUUCACCGAAACUCAAACUAUUGUGUGUUUACAUGCAUGUCAGUGUGAUACUGAUUGACUGGGGCUUCAUUUUUCUGUUUGAUUUUAAUAUUUAAGAUGUUCUUUGCCAUUUUUUUUUAUUAUUUUGGAGGAGUGAUAUCACUUCUCCAAAUAUUAAUAUUAAAAUCCAUCACUUUUUAAUACAUAAACAUUAAACUCUUAUAAAUUAAUAAAUAAUGUGAUUAGUCAGGAUUAUAAUUCAUAGAACAUCCAAUUUUUUGAAAUCAUUAAAUCACACAAAUACUCACCAGUGCAAAACAAAUCUCAGAAUUAAUAAUUCAUUUACAAAUGCUUGAAACAUCCACUCGUUGUGAGCACAUGUAUGUUUGUGGCUGUUUUCUUCACUAAAAACAAUCCUGUGGUGAGUCGGAAUGACUUUCCUGCCUUCAGUAUAUACAAUAAGCAGUCUUGAUUCAGCUCGUCCUGGAAGCUGAAGACAAAUAUAAGCUCAAUAUUAAAUGUUCAAAGGUCUAAGCACUUGCAUAUUUGCACUGUUUGGCAAUUUUGUUUUCUAGCAGACCUCCGUAAGCCUGAAUUAAACAAGACCUUAACUGCAUCUCAUGCAGAUAGAUGUAAUGUAACGAGCUACAGCUAAUAAUGUCUACAAUAGCACCACUGUUAAAAAUAUUCCGUGGAGUGACCAUGUGAUAGAGAUCAGGAUAUGAAUGUUGAUCUCCAGCCUUAAAGUCUUCAUAAAACUAGUUUUUCUUGCAUGAGGAACUUGACAGUGCAAUAAUACCUGCUCAUGCUCAGAAAAUUAACAGUUGCUCUGCAGAGCAUCCAUUGCUGAGACACUGAUGCAAUGCUACAUUUCUCCAAAUCUGAUGAAGAAACAAACUCAUCUUUAUCUCAGAAGUUUUUAGCAAACUUUAAUUUUUGCCUGAAGUAUCUCUUCAGUCUCAUCUACUGAUUUAAAUGUGUUUUGCUGUUUUGUGUCCACUUGCACUUGUGAUCACUGCAGCUAUAGAGCAAUGCAUGAGUUUCAUCACCUCUCAAACUAUUCUGAAUGAUCUACUUUAUAAUAGUAAUAACAAUAAUACUAUUUAAUUUAUUUAUACAUCAUUUCUGAAACCCAAGGUUGCUCGAUGUGUGUUGAUGUAGGCCAUACUGGAUUUAUUUAUGCCAUAAUGAACUGCACUGCACAACCUGUAUUGUAUGACACCUAUUAAUACAUUUAUUAUUUAAUUAAUUUUAUACCUUUUUUAGUUUUAGAGUUAGGCUUCAUAGCUUCAUCCUUAUUUAUUUUAUUAGUGUCAAAGUGCAGCUAAACAUUAUUUGGAUGUUUUGUCCAGUGUACAGUAUUUAAUGUUUUAUUUUACUUCUGUUUUUAUUCUUUUAACUUUAUUGUAAAUCAUUAUGGAUUAUGUAGAAAUGAAUCAAUUUAAGCCAACAUGGUCAUUUCUUUUCUUCUGAGAGGAAGCUCUUGUUUAUGACGCGCUCUGCUGGUCAUUUCUUUUUCUCUUUUGCUCUUCAUUGUAUUUAAUGGUGACUCUCCAAGCCAUGUGGAGAGAAUCAAGCUUAGUAAUGUAAUAAAAGCCAUUUUAUUGCUAUA
Cyprinus carpio (common carp) is the source of this 2929-nucleotide messenger RNA. Its product is annotated as endophilin-B2-like. Gene Ontology annotation, biological process: membrane organization. The transcript has 12 exons. The record is from RefSeq and is a predicted model, not a curated record. Gene Ontology annotation, molecular function: protein binding. Bases 96 to 1256 code for a protein of 386 amino acids. Gene Ontology annotation, cellular component: membrane; cytoplasm. NCBI's taxonomy places the organism in Eukaryota, Metazoa, Chordata, Actinopteri, Cypriniformes, Cyprinidae.